This is a messenger RNA of Talpa occidentalis (Iberian mole), 2078 nucleotides long. RefSeq names its product Rab interacting lysosomal protein like 1 (gene RILPL1). The transcript is spliced from 7 exons. Gene Ontology annotation, molecular function: protein dimerization activity. The record is from RefSeq and is a predicted model, not a curated record. The coding region runs from base 27 to 1238 and encodes 403 amino acids. Gene Ontology annotation, biological process: cilium assembly. NCBI's taxonomy places the organism in Eukaryota, Metazoa, Chordata, Mammalia, Eulipotyphla, Talpidae. Gene Ontology annotation, cellular component: cytoplasm; ciliary basal body.
GCGGGGGCGCGGAGGCCCGGCGGGCCAUGGAGGAGGACCGGGGGUCGGCGCCCGCGGCGGCGUCGGCGCUGGAGAAGAACGUGGCGGAGCUGACCGUCAUGGACGUGUACGACAUCGCGGCGCUCGUGGGCCACGAGUUCGAGCGGGUCAUCGACCAGCACGGCUGCGAGGCCAUCGCGCGCCUCAUGCCCAAGGUCGUGCGCGUCCUGGAGAUCCUGGAGGUGCUGGUCAGCCGCCACCACGUCGCGCCCGAGCUGGACGAGCUGCGCCUGGAGCUGGACCGCCUGCGCGUGGAGAGGAUGGACCGCAUCGAGAAGGAGCGCGAGCACCGGAAGGAGCUGGAGCUGGUGGAGGACGUGUGGCGGGGGGAAGCCCAGGACCUCCUCUCCCAGAUCGCCCAGCUGCAGGAGGAGAACAAACAGCUCAUGACCAACCUCUCCCACAAGGACGUCAGCUUCUCCGAGGAGGAGUUCCAGAAGCACGAAGGCAUGUCGGAGCGAGAGCGCCAGGUGAUGAAGAAGCUUAAGGAGGUGGUGGACAAACAGCGUGACGAGAUUCGAGCCAAAGACCGGGAGCUGGGCCUGAAAAAUGAGGAUGUUGAGGCUCUGCAACAGCAGCAGACUCGGUUAAUGAAGAUCAACCACGACCUUCGCCACCGCAUCACAGUGGUGGAGGCCCAGGGGAAGUCUCUGAUUGAACAGAAGGUAGAACUGGAGGCAGAUCUGCAAACCAAGGAGCAGGAGAUGGGCAGCCUGCGAGCGGAGCUCGGGAAGCUGCGAGAGAGGCUGCAGGGUGAGCUCAGCCAGAAUGGAGAGAAGGAGCCAGAGGUGGAGCCGGGCGGAGACGAGGGUGUCUCCGAGGCGGAGAAGGCGGCCAUGGACCUCAAGGACCCCAACCGCCCCCGGUUCACACUGCAGGAGCUGCGGGACGUGCUACAUGAGAGGAACGAGCUCAAGUCCAAGGUGUUUCUGCUGCAGGAGGAGCUGGCCUACUACAAGAGUGAGGAAAUGGAAGAGGAAAACCGAAUACCCCAACCUCCACCCGUCGUGCACCCGAGAAUGUCCCCCCAGCCAGAGUCCGGGAUCAAGCGGCUCUUUAGCUUCUUCUCCCGAGACAAGAAGCGCCUGGCCAACACGCAGAGAAACGUGCACAUCCAGGAGACCUUCGGCCAGUGGGCAAACUCCCACCGCGACGACGGCUACACGGAGCAAGGACAGGAAGCACUGCAGCACCUGUGACCGGGCCCACCGCCGCCCCCAGCCUGGACCGUCCGCCGAGCACCUGGCCCCCCAGGUGCCACCACCGUGGACACUGCUCGGUGCAGAUGCACCCUCAAAACUGAUCCCUCAAACAAACUGUCUGCUUUGAGGAAGCACAUUGAAAAACGGAUGCCAAACGCGAAAGAAAUGUUUAUUUAUACCCAGGGCUCCCCCGUUUAUAAUAGACAAUGCCAAUCCCUUAGGAUAUAUGUUUAAUAGACCAUGGACUGAGGCAGGACUUUUGCAUUAACCUGAGUGACACAGUAACUUCUUUAAGCCAAAUACAUCACUUGCCACUGCAACUGCUGUUUGAUUUGCUUCGUGUGAACUUCUCCGCGUAGAGCUUUUAUGAUGGUGCUGGUCACAAGCGCAAGCAGGGCCAACUUUGCAUGAGUUGUGUCCCUAGGGGGUGGAUGGAUUAGGUUAGACAAGUAGGGUCUGCCAAGACACAGGACCUGCUGGACUAGCUCAGACAGACAGAUGGCAAAAGGAAACACGGACAACAGCAUUUCCACCCACAAACUAAAGACAGCUGUUCAAGAGCCCCCCAUUGUGGACCGCACCUCGUUACCAUUAAUGCCUAGAGCAUGUCCAAUGUUCAAGGCCAGUGCCUUGCAAUCUGCUGUGAGUUGCGCAGUACUAACCAAACAAAGUUGCUAAGGAUGAGACAUUGUUGCUCUGUUUCUCUUGUGGACUUUUUUCUUGGCAUCCUUUUUCCUUCUAGCAUUCACUGUACCAAUAGGUAGCCCCCUGCCAAGAAGAUUACAAAUACCCUAAAACAGAUUGGGAAUGGGUGCCCCCCAAGGGGAUGUGGGAUGG